Molecule: messenger RNA, 2404 nt
Organism: Daphnia carinata
Lineage: Eukaryota; Metazoa; Arthropoda; Branchiopoda; Diplostraca; Daphniidae
Gene: Son
Product: protein Son-like
Exons: 7
Coding region: 103-2313 (736 amino acids)
Biological process (GO): regulation of mRNA splicing, via spliceosome; regulation of cell cycle
Molecular function (GO): RNA binding
Source: RefSeq, a predicted model, not a curated record
CCUAGUAAUGUCAACAUGUCUCUUGAAAUCGAAGACGUAAAAUAGAAUGUUUGUUUGAUCUACAAGUGUAGCUAAGACGCUAUUUUCAGAAAAUUUCAGGACAUGACGGAUAAUGCUAUAAAAAAAUCGGCUGAUCAAAUUCUUGAAGAAAUCUUUUCUACACUGGUGAGUGACCCAGUCAGAAAAACUGAAAUUUCAAGUGAUUCUCCCAUUUUGCCUAGUAAUGAAUCUCCUCCGUCUAAAGCAGCUACAAUUACAACUGAGCUGAAUCCAGAAAUAAGUGAAAACUUGACAAUCCCAGAUAAGAAGAAAAAAAAGAAGAAAGAGAAGAAGAAAACAAAAAAGAAAAAGCGAAAAAAGGAUGAUGAAAAUGAUAAAGACAACAGAAAGCAUGGCAAAGAAAAGAAGAAAAAGAAAGAUGUUCUAAUUUCAUCUAAAAAAUCGACUAAGGAAUCAAAGCACAAUCCUGAUUGCGAAGCCAAAAUUAGUGGAUCAGUGAUCAAAAAGGAAGCCAAGAAAGAUGAUAUCAGUUUAGGGACGAGUCCAAAAGUUAAAGAGGAAACCAAGAAACACGACAAAAUCGUUUCUAAAACUCAGCCCAAUGAGUCGUCUCAAAAAGACUAUAAACUGGAAUUAAAACCGAACACCACAGAAGGAACGAAAAAGGAAGACAAAAUUGAACCGAAAAUAAAAAAAGAAGACAGGGUUGAAUCGAAGGUAAAAAAAGAUGACAAAACCGAGUCGAAGCUCCGUGCCAAAGAUGAACCCAAAAAAAUUAGUAGAACGGAUAUUAAAGUAGAUGGAAAUGUCAAGCACCAGUCAGAUACCAAGGCCCAUGGCGAUGGUCGGCGAAAGAGGAAUGAAUCAAGGAGAAGUCAUCCAUCGCCCAAGAGACGAAGAAGUAGAAGUAGAAGUAGAUCUCGAUCUCGAUCUCCAAUUACCCGACGGCCAACAUUGCGUCGCUCCCGAUCUCGGUCUCCUCAGCGCCGGGCGCGAGUUCGGCCAAGGUCACGAUCUCCUGCUAGAUCUCUUUCCCAUCAUCGUAAACGUUCCAGAUCACCAGCCGUCCAGAAACGUCCACCAACCCCACCAAAAUCGCCACGGAUCGAUAAAGCCCAACUUCUUGAGUUUGCUCGGCAGAACUUGAAGCGAAUGCAGGAAACGGGAUCAUUGCCAGCUGGCGUGGCUGUACCAAAUCAGCCAACUGAAGUGACUCUGGCAUCUACACAAUUUACGGGAAAAACUGUGGCCGAACUGACUGAUUAUUGCAAACACCUCAUGGCUGACCGGUCGGGUGAAGACGAUGAAAAAUCGGGGAAGAAAGAGUCCGAGUCAACAUUCACUCGCCAUCCGUUCCAAAUCAAACCGCGUUCGGAUACCAUCGUCAUGAAUAUCCGCAAUGCAGUAGCGUUGCCCGUCCGCAAGCCGGAAGAGCGUGUAGUGGCUCAGGCACAGUUGAAACAGCAAUUCCCCGUUUCAAGUGGCCAGCAACACUUGGAACUGGAAUGGGUCCCAGUCACACCGUCACCCGUUGCGAAAGAAUUAAAUAAUAGCAGCGGUCCCAAACAGGCCCCGAAAGCGAUCACAGCGUCUGUAGCGCCCACCCCAAGGAUCCCACUCCCAGUUGCUGAACCUCCUUCAGCUGACAUAGGGUCUAUCGUUGCCCAACGUAUUUCUUCCAUACGCAAACUACAAGAAAAUCAGUUCGAUGUUCAAGCCCGUCUGGAACUUGAGGAAGCGGAAUCAAUGACGCAAAAUUGGGCCACGUUUCAUCAUACAAAUCCAAUGACGGGGGAACCCAUUCCGGAGUUGAUCAACUGGUCUGGAGCACCCCAGGCUUGGGUGAGGAAAGACCAGUUCAGCAGUGCUGCGCCAGUGGCCGGCGGAGUGGGCAUGAAGUUGCUGCAGAAAAUGGGUUGGCAGCCGGGCGAAGGGCUCGGCCGCAACAAAGAAGGCACAUUAGAACCUUUGUCGCUGGACAUCAAGAUGGACAAAAAGGGUCUCUUGUGCAAAGAGGAAAUGAUGGGACCCAUUCGAGCCACGCCGGCUGUCAAACUUAUCCAAGAGUUUCAAGGGAAACACCCCGUCUCAAUCCUGCACGAGCUUUGCACGAAACAGCACUGGGAGCCACCGGUAUUUGAGCAAAUACUCGACAUUGGGCCUGACCAUCUCAAACAUUUCCUCUUCAAAGUCACAGUGAACGGUAUCGAAUACCAGGCCUGUUUGGCCAGCACUACCAAAAAAGAGGCCAAGGCCCAGUCAGCAGCAGCCUGCCUCCAGGCGCUUGGCGUCUUCGCACCACCUGGGCCUUGAUGGUCUGUCUUAUAACGACGAAUUACUUAUUUCUUUCAUUCGAUAUGGUGCAAUAAUAAACCUAUGGUCCAGGUGACCAAGUACAACAUUA